Molecule: messenger RNA, 1516 nt
Organism: Stegastes partitus (bicolor damselfish)
Lineage: Eukaryota; Metazoa; Chordata; Actinopteri; Pomacentridae
Gene: erich1
Product: glutamate rich 1
Exons: 6
Coding region: 321-1286 (321 amino acids)
Source: RefSeq, a predicted model, not a curated record
UCUCGUCCCCCCGUUCGCUAUCAGUUUACCAUAUUUCCUGCAAGUGGUAGCUGGAGGAAAGUGCUGCUGGAGAGGUCCGAGCAUUCUUCUGGUUAUUUUGGCGUCUUUUAAGCAACUAUAGUUCUCUGUUGAGCAGUAGAAAUGUCUACACCUGCUGCCUCACCUGUGUGUGACGCGAGUAUACAGCGAGCUAAUUUGAAAAGCUACUGUACCAUACUUGCUAGCUAACUCGGCUAGCUUGCUAGCUUAGCAGCUAUACCUGCUUAGCCGCCGGCAGCAUUGGAGUCUGUGUCUUACUCUCUACGACUGGGUUUGUCGACAUGGCACAAAGGAAGGAAGUGUUUCAAUCAAAAGUACUCAAGAAGCUUUACCCUGCACCCCCUAAACUGGAGAAGCAAUGCAGCCCUCCACGCGUUGUAGAGGCUCUGGCCACAAAAACCCAUGUGAAAAGAAAAGUUACUGGAGAGGACGCAGCGUUUGGAGAUGCAGGGAAGCCACAGAAUGCAGCCGUUGCAGGCAGGCGGAUGUACACAGUUCUGCCUCCUCCUGCAGACUACAAUAUACAUUCAGAGGAAUCCGUCACACUUCCCCAGCUCGAAAGCAUAAAUAGCACAGAGGACCCAGCUGAGGAGAGCGUCCACGAGGGCAGUGGAGAACCGGAUGAAGAAAAACAGAAGAGGAGGAGGAGAAGGAAGAAGAAGCUUCGUCAAGAGUCUGCGAAAGAUGGUCCAGUGGGUGAAUCCAGCACAGGUCAGAGCCCGACGCUCGGGGACCAGGCAGGGGAGAACAUUAGCAAGAACAAGAAGAGAAAGCUGAAGAAGAAACGGCACAAAGAGAAGCUGCUCUCCAUGGGUCUGAUGCCACGGGCCGCCGCGCUGGAGUUCACGUACCGAAAAGACGAGGGGGAGGAGGAUGUGGAGAGCAAAGCCGCUGAGGUGUCGGACUUCCUGAGGACCACGAUGGAAAUCUAUACGUCAGAUUCCUCGGUACACGUCGCCAAGGUCCCUCACCUGUCUGCUACAGUGGACGACCUUCUGGGCAGCGUAGCCGGCGGAUGCAAGUCUUCCUCUGUCCUGAAUCAGCUGUACAGGCUCAAGGCCUUUGUUCAGCAGAAUGACACGGACCAAUUAGAGAAGGCACUGAAAGAGCUCAACAACAACAACAACAACCCCUCGAUGUCUGCAGAGGAAACAGCUGCAGUCGUUUCUCUGUUCCAAUACUGGAUCACAGACAUUCUUCCCAUGCAGGGAGACAAGACGACAAGGCUUUCUACAGCACACCCAUGAGACUGUCAGUCACACAGAAAGGAAGACGCCACCGAAGGAUUCCUCUAGUUUUUGGAAAUUCUCUUCUCUUUGCUGCAUUUGAAAAUGUUGGACUUCUUAACAUGUAAAAUAUCCAUCCAUCCAUUAUCUAUACACCGCUUAAUCCUCAGUAGGGUCGCGGGGGGGCUGGAGUCUAUCCCAGACAUGUAAAAUAUAUUUUUUAUAAUUAAACAUUUGGUGUCUGUCCAGUC